AUCUCGUCUGUGGUGACACAUUGAUAUCGCAAGCCGAUGAUGAUCUCGUAGGGGUCCCUGAGGAAUGUCAACGUCGUUCCUCUUGACGUGGAGUUUGAAGUGACCACAAAUACAUGUAUUUAAAUAUUUAUAUGAUAGCUAAUUACCUAAAGGAUAUUUAUGAAGUAUUUGAAAAAAAUGAAACGAAAUUGAACGUGACAUACAACUGAUACAUAACUCUGCUAGUUUAAGUAACAAAUACAGAAUACUUGUUUAGGAAGUAAUAAAUACUUUCCUACGAUGGCUGAUAGUUUAGCAAAAGUCUUCACAGGGGAAGAUUUCAAUCCUGAGAAGUUUGUGAAAGAACUUAGCGCGCAAUGCGUUGGAGCGGAUGAAUUAAGGCAGCAAAGAUCCAAGAUACAGGAGCUUGCUAAUAAUACAUCCGCUCAAUUAAAGCGGAAUGUUUAUCAGAAUUAUAUGCAAUUUAUAGAAACUGCCAAAGAAAUCUCGCAUUUAGAAAGCGAGAUGUACCAGUUAUCUCAGUUAUUAAGCGAGCAACGUUCUUUAUUAAGUACAUUAGGAUCUGCCAGAACAACUGGCGUCAUUUUUGAAGAAUCCUCUGAAUCUCAAUUGGAGAAUCUAAAUGAUUCCACCAGCAAAGAAGAAGAACAGAGACAAAAAUUAACACAGUUGCUUGAAAAUGUAGAAGGAGCAAUGAGUUUAGCGGAAACGCCAGGUCGUGUAUGCUUACACGAAGGUUCGUUACUAGAAUUAGAUCCAUUUGAAGGGACACCGUUGAAGAGAGUCCAUGCCUACUUAUUCAACGACAUUCUAAUGAUUGCCUCCUGGUUAGCCAACGGUAACAGAAGGGGACCGCCAAAGUAUAAAAUGCAAGCUGUAUACAAUCUCGAAAGUUUAGCCAUCGUUAACAUCAGAGAUCUCGGCACGGUCAAAUUGGCUUUUAAACUUUUAGCGUUCUCUGACACCAGAGUGUUCCAGUGUGCAACCGCGACAAGCAAAAAAGACUGGUUGGACAAAUGCGAGCAAGCGAAGAAAAUGAAAUUAGCCGAGGAUAAUUCAUCUGGCGCUGCAGAUAAUGAUAAACGUUCGAAGGAGGAGAAAACUGUACCCUCUAGAUCAAUGUCCCUUGACUCCAACACCCUGGGUAUAGACGAGGAGGACGCGGAGUACCACGAGCCUCCGCCUGAGUGGAUGCUGGAAGUCGCGGAGGACUUGGACUCCUGCAUAGCGCAACGACACUUCGAGGAGGCUUACAGCCUCUUGGAAAGGGCGAAAGCUUAUUUAAAAGACUCGCAAGUAACUCCGCUCUUGCUCGAGAUUCAGUCGAAGGUGAACGAUCGGGGGAAAUCGUUGGUGGAUGUUUUAACGAAGGAACUCGAGUCGAGCGUGGAAGCGAAGUCGCUUCAAGGCGGAGGUUUAAGAAGCGCGCGUCGCGUGGUCAAACUUCUGAUACAAUUGAACAGAAGCGCACAAGCGUGUCACCUGUAUUUACGGCUGUGCAGUGCUGUAUUAAAAGCUCGUUUAAAACGGGUGAAAAAAGAAGGGACCAUCUCGCCUUACGUGAAGCAGCUUAGCGCGAUUGCCUUUAGCAAUAUCGUGGAAAUCGCGAAGGAAUUCCUGAAAAUUUUCCCUCAAUCUACAAAUUGUACAUCUGGUCUGGUCGUCUGGUGCAGUCAAGAAGUGAAACACUUGACAACACAUUUAGCUAAACAAAUUUUUACCCCACAAGUGUCCUUAAGUACACUGGUAGAAUGUAUAGCUGCUGUUCGAAGCCACUGCGAUCAGUUAACGCAACUUGGAAUGGAUUUUCGUUAUCAAUUAGACGGCCAACUCAGAUCACCGUUAGCUAAAGCUAUACAUGAUGCAGGAGAAAAAUAUGUCGAUAUUGUAAAGGUACACGUAGCUGAAGAUACUUGGCGACCUACAAAUUUGGAAACGAACAAAAAUCUUCAAAAAUUAUUAUCAGAAUUAGAUGAUCUUGGAGUAACCGUUCCAUCGUCUUAUCUGACCAACAACUGUUGGAUACGGUUGACCAAUAACACUUUAACUUUCUCAAAACUCUACGUGAGUCUAUUGGAAGAUUGUCUUAGUGUGGCUACACCAGAAUUGAUGGCCAUGAUAGACGGAGUUUUAGUAUCGGUAAUGCGGGCUCAAGUACAACAUGUAUGUGGCUCGCUCACCAAUCCGAAAUUAAAACAAGAGAGGCAACUAGUACACGAUAACGCAUCAUAUAUUCGAGAUGUGGUGAUCAUGCGAGGACUCGAGCUGUAUAAAUCAGCAACGAAUCAAACUUUCAAAAAAUUACUGGCUCUGAAGGAACAGAUCGUGUUUGAUUCCUUGUCUCCGACGAAACCAAAAUCUGCCCCCAGAACAUCGAUACCUAAGUAUUCCACCACAGAAUAUAUUUAA
Molecule: messenger RNA, 2409 nt
Organism: Osmia bicornis bicornis
Lineage: Eukaryota; Metazoa; Arthropoda; Insecta; Hymenoptera; Megachilidae
Gene: Exo84
Product: exocyst complex component 8
Exons: 8
Coding region: 280-2409 (709 amino acids)
Biological process (GO): intracellular protein localization; exocytosis; Golgi to plasma membrane transport
Cellular component (GO): exocyst
Source: RefSeq, a predicted model, not a curated record